AUGUCGCAAGGAGCAGGCCGCGAGGCCGUCUUUCCAACACGACAGGCCCUAGGUCUGAUGAACAACAAGUUGAAGGGUGCUCAGACAGGUCACAGUCUGCUCAAGAGAAAGAGUGAAGCCUUGACAAAGCGAUUCCGAGAGAUCCUCAAACGUAUCGAUGAGGCCAAACGGAAAAUGGGCCGAGUUAUGCAGAUUGCAGCUUUCUCUCUGGCCGAAGUAUCGUAUGCAGUUGGCGGAGACGUUGGCUAUCAAAUCCAAGAGUCUGUCAAGACGGCCCGAUUUCGAAUCAAGACAAAACAAGAAAACGUCUCUGGUGUCUAUCUGCCACAAUUUGAAGGAUUUACCAAGGAAGAGAUCAACGACUUUGGUUUGACAGGUCUUGGAAAAGGAGGACAACAAGUACAACGGUGCCGGGAGACGUAUACCAGGGCCGUUGAGACCCUUGUCGAGCUGGCCAGCCUGCAAACGGCAUUCAUGAUCUUGGACGAGGUCAUCAAGGUCGUGAACCGAAGAGUCAAUGCCAUUGAGCAUGUCAUCAUUCCUCGAACAGAAAACACCAUCAAAUAUAUCAACUCCGAACUAGACGAGCUCGAUCGAGAAGAAUUCUACAGGUUGAAGAAGGUAUCAGGCAAGAAGCAGAGAGACCAAGCUGCAGCAGACGCCGAAAUGGCAAAACAGAGAGCGGCAGAGGCUGCAAAGGGCAACGGGAACCAGGAGCCCGAAGCCGACGCUGCAACACAGGAUGUUCUAGGAGAACAUGAAGACGAUGAUGUUAUCUUUUAA
Messenger RNA from Exophiala spinifera, 783 nucleotides. Its product is annotated as V-type proton ATPase subunit D. Gene Ontology annotation, cellular component: vacuolar proton-transporting V-type ATPase complex; fungal-type vacuole membrane. The record is from RefSeq and is a predicted model, not a curated record. The transcript has 5 exons. Gene Ontology annotation, molecular function: proton-transporting ATPase activity, rotational mechanism. Gene Ontology annotation, biological process: vacuolar acidification. Lineage: Eukaryota; Fungi; Ascomycota; Eurotiomycetes; Chaetothyriales; Herpotrichiellaceae. Bases 1 to 783 code for a protein of 260 amino acids.